Molecule: messenger RNA, 2066 nt
Organism: Spirometra erinaceieuropaei
Lineage: Eukaryota; Metazoa; Platyhelminthes; Cestoda; Diphyllobothriidea; Diphyllobothriidae
Source: the annotation of a GenBank genome assembly
AUGCUCGCGCUAUAUGUUUCUACCGUCAGUGGCAACAAUACUGUAUGCAACAUUCCGUCGUUUUAAUGUUUAACAGAUCCGAUCUCGCCAACAAUACAUACAGAACAUUCUUGAUUCGUUAAAAAUAGAAUAUGACACCGUCGACAUUGCGGCAGUUGAGGAGGCCAAAAACAAAAUGCGAAAGGCGUUAGAAAAUGCCGGAAAAAAGGAGUUCCUUCCUCCACAACUUUUCUGUGGUGAUGAGUAUCUCGGUGUAAGUCUUCUUUUUUCUUGUUUGCAACCUUUCCCCAUAUAGCAGCAAAAGACAAAUUAAAGGAUAGCCCUCGGUAGUUGUUUUUUAAUCCGAUGCAGACGUGUGCAAUGGCAACCCCCAACUAUUGUCAGUUGCCUAAGCAUUUUCAGACAGUCCUUUGUUGGAGCGAUCCAAUAAGUUCUGUCUAACUAUUUACAUUUACGGAGUUUCUCAGAACUUGGAAGAUUUUUCGUAGAAAAUUGAAGCCUGCAGUGAGGCAGUAAAACCGACCGCUUCUUUCCAAGUGGCGUUUAUGUUGCAUUUUCAGUAACGUCACAAUAGCGCAUUAGCCUUUAUCGCUCGAUAAUUUCGGGUUUAAUCCCGGGUAACUUCCUCAAUUACUUCGGAAACGUCCCUAACCAUCAUGUCCCUUCCACAAACUGCAGCUUCAACACUACCAAUAAGUUCUUUGGCUACGCGCUGUUGGCAAGAAUUUGUCUGACCGGUCAGCUGAGAAGAAUACGAGAAUCACCCAGGAUUUAAUAAACUACCUCUAGAGUAGUUUGAGUACAUUGUUGUUUUUAAGACUGGCGACGGGAGUUUCCAAACGCCUAAAAUGUGAGGGUUCGUGCCUUUUAAUCAACAGUAUGGGACAACAUUUGAGAGGCAGCACUUGGGUUCAACAGACACAUUAUCAGGUGCCCUGAUCUCUUUGUCCUCAUUCAGGGCUUAAUCUCCAAAUGACUGAUUUGAUUGCGCCGCCAAGGCAUAGUAGAAUAGACAUUACUAGUCCUGCACAACGCCUUGUAUGUUUUUGGAAGAUACGGACAAAGCCUCUAGUUCAAACUAUUAGUAAUGAUUUACCCGUAAGUCUUCCGACGAAUAGGGACUCCCGCCCGUCUUAUGCGCAUCCCUGGUUUCGUCCCCAAACCCUUCAAUGCACUUUUAGUUUAGAUAAAAAGCGGAUAAGCUUCACAAUGACAAGGCAUAUUUAGAAGGCGCAUUUUUCCAUUUCGAGGGAACCGGUGGCCGCAGCGUCUACAAGAAUUAGCAGUAUGUGAAUUUACGAAAUAAGCACGACUCACCAUCCCACUGCGUACCCACCAGCUUACUGGAAUUUAUUCGAUGUGUGCGUACAGAUUAACCUUAUAAUGGGUUUAUGCUAGUUUGCAGGUCAGGCGGUGGAGUUGGGUCGUUCAGUACUCUGUUCGUAGCUAUUAAUACCUGUUCUCAUCCUGUAUAUGUCGGCGAAACGUCGACUUGGUCUUGUUGUUUUGCCUACAGACCUGGUCUUCGUCUCAACGGCAUACCUAUUAUCUUCGAGCACCAACAAGCACCUGCCUGGAGAAGACCAAAUAUUAUGCUAAAACUAGGCGGACAAUCAGAGUUUCUGACCACUUGUUCUGCAAGACGACUCCCUUAAUAUUUGCGAAAACUGUUCCUUCGCCACUUUCACAUCUUUUUAGUGCUAUAUUUUAGUCGUCUUUCAAAAAAGCAAACAUUAAACUCGUAAGUUAAUUGCGCACAAAGCCACUCUCAGUACGUUGUUUAGCAUUUAUUUUGGAUUCCAUUGCAAGUGAUGCACCGCAGGCAUAUGACUGUCACCUUACCCUUGUCUUAUUUUGGCCUACCCUUCAGGUUAAUAAUAUCCUACUGUAUCGCAUUUCAGCAUUUUCUGCUAAUCAGUUCCAUUUCUGUUUCUGUAGGACUACAAUGACUUCUAUGAUGCCAAUGAAAAUGAGAGAAUUAGAGAAUUUCUAAAGCUCCCGGUAAGCCCUCUUUGGUUUUCGGUUACCCCCAUCUUUAUCUCUUCUAGCAGCCUGAUAAGAAUUAA